AUUUUGAAUAAUGUAAUAAAAUCUUCUCAUCUUCUUUAUUGUUACACGCAAAAACAGCUCACUCUUGACUUCGAAAGUUGAAACUCCGCUGAAUCCCGAGAAUCACGAGGGGAGCGAUUGAAAAAAAAAAGGAAUGGGUGAUGAACAAGAUGCUUUUUAUAUUGUACGGAAAGGGGAUAAUGUUGGGGUGUAUAAGAACAUAAAUGAUCUUCAAUCUCUUCUUCGCGAUUCCGUGAAUGAUCCUUCCGUAAGUGUUUUUAAGGGUUACGGUUUGUCUAAAGAAGCAGAGGAAUACCUUUCGUCUCGCGGAUUAAAAAAUGCUAUUUAUUCAAUUGAUGCUCGAGUCGUGCAAGACGAUCUCUUUGGCCAGCUCAUUGUUUGUCCUCUUCGGCAACCAAAUUCCUCGAAUAAAUCAUCUGGCAAAAGUCCUUUAGAAAAGAGGCCACAGGAUGUAGUUGGAUCAGCUUCGUUUUCCGCAAACCCUCAAUUAAAAAAUGCCAAAUUAGAUAAUUUCCUACAAGGCCUACCAAUUUCUUCUUACCGCAGUUCGUGUAUUAUUGAAUUUGAUGGUGCUUCAAAGGGAAACCCUGGACCAUCUGGUGCAGGGGCUAUUCUACGAGCUGGAGAUGGAAGCGUGGUAUUUCGACUGCGUGAAGGUGUGGGAUUUGCAACUAAUAAUGUAGCGGAAUAUCGAGGUGCGAUUUUAGGCUUAAAUUAUGCUCUUCAAAAAGGGUUCAAGUAUAUACGUAUUCAAGGCGAUUCUAAACUUGUCUGCAUGCAGGUUCAGGGUAUAUGGAAAACGAAAACUCAGAAUAUGGCUGAGUUGUGUAAAGUGGCUAAAGAGCUCAAAGAACAGUUUAUCUUAUUCCAGAUCUGUCAUAUCGGUCGAGAGUUCAACACCGAAGCUGAUGCCCAAGCGAACCUAGGAGUACAUCUAAAGAGUGGUGAAAUUCAAGUUGAAUGUGACUUGAAAUGAAUGAAGUGCUCGAAGAAGAAUGGAUUAGUUCACGAGAUUUUGCAGUUGAAUCGAUUUGGUACUACUUUUGUCUGUACAAAUAUGUAUGUUUUAGAAUGUAGAUAAAUUAUAUGAGGAGGGGGUGUUGUUUCUGAAUUAAACUGCUUUGGUGAAAGUGGAUUUUUUAAAGCUAAUCAGACAUAUUACUACUAGUAUAACCCGCUUCUUGGAUCCGGAUUGCGACGCGUAUUCACGGGCCAGAUACCUAUUUCAAGAAGAGUCAUGAACGUUACGUGUUAGAUUAUUUCCGAUUGUAGAAGAGUCAUGAAUGUUUCAACUAAUUGUUCAAGUAAAAUCUUUGAUCUGUAAUACAAGAAAAAGGUGAAUCCGGACUUAGGCUGGGGUCAGCAUUUCGACGGCAAAGUCAGUAUUUUUCCGAUGAUGGUUAGGAAUUAAGUAAUAAUAAUGCGUGCUCUUACCUUGUAUAGAAAAGACGUCAAAUACUUGAUAUGGGAGAGUUGGAGUUCA
Erythranthe guttata (spotted monkey flower) is the source of this 1483-nucleotide messenger RNA. RefSeq lists its product as uncharacterized. The record is from RefSeq and is a predicted model, not a curated record. Gene Ontology annotation, molecular function: RNA-DNA hybrid ribonuclease activity; nucleic acid binding. NCBI's taxonomy places the organism in Eukaryota, Viridiplantae, Streptophyta, Magnoliopsida, Lamiales, Phrymaceae.